Messenger RNA from Adelges cooleyi (spruce gall adelgid), 1587 nucleotides. RefSeq lists its product as uncharacterized. Gene Ontology annotation, biological process: trehalose biosynthetic process. Gene Ontology annotation, molecular function: trehalose-phosphatase activity. Lineage: Eukaryota; Metazoa; Arthropoda; Insecta; Hemiptera; Adelgidae. The transcript has 10 exons. The record is from RefSeq and is a predicted model, not a curated record. Bases 117 to 1208 code for a protein of 363 amino acids.
UAGUUUAUAUAUUUUUAUAUUUUAUUGUAGUGUAUCGAUCCAUAGUUUUACACUCAUACUUUUUAUAUAACUGAACAGUUAACACCACAAACUGACGGUCGGAAUAAGCAAAAUAUAUGAUGGUAUUUUCUAAAUCAAUUUGCAUUUCAGUUACAAUAGCAGCGAUUUUCAUUAUAUCGUUAUCGGUUGUUAAUGGCGGUAAACGUAAAGAAGAUCAAGGUACCGAUCAUGCCAUCCAGUCAGCCCAAAAACAACCACGAUUAGUUGAUAGUUGUAUUAGCGAUAACGAUACAACUGUACCACCAUCGCAUCAAGAUACCGAUCAUGCCUCCCAGUCAGUUAAAAAAGAAGACGAUGAGCCAACUACAAGGCGACCAUUAGCUGUAAACAACUUCGAUGAUUGCUUAUCCGGCUACAUUGGAAACCAGAGUAAGAUAGUAUUAUUAUUGGACUACGACGGAACAUUAACUCCAAUCGUUGCACGUCCUGAAUUGGCUAUAAUACCCGAUGAGACUAAAAAUGUUUUACAAACAUUGGCCGGAAUGCCAAAUGUGCACAUCGCAAUAAUUUCGGGACGAGGAUUAGGUGAUCUUAAAGAUAUGAUCGGUGUCGAAGGUUUGACUUAUGCUGGUAACACUGGCCUUGACAUUAGUUUUCCCGAUGGUGGCGAAUUUAAAUAUCCAAUAUCCGAAAAGGAUCAAGAAAAAUUAAAAAAAUUGAUAGAAACUCUCCAAGCCCAGCUUUGCAAACAUAGUGAUUGGGUAGAAGACAAAGGACCUACGCUGACCUACCAUUACCGUGCUGCACCUGAAGUUUUACAUGCUGAACUGAUGGAAAGAGCUCGGUAUCUCAUUUUAGAUGCUGAGUUUAAAGCGGGUAAGGCACAUUGCGCUCUUGAAGCAAUUCCUUGUGUAGAUUGGGACAAAGGGCAAGCAGCUUUGUACAUUUUAAACAAAUUCUUCCCAGAAAAUUGGAGGGAAAUUGCUAUAAUUUAUGUUGGAGAUGAUGUGAAUGACGAAUAUGCUAUGGAGGUUUUGAAAGAUAUGGCUGUUACAUUCCGCGUAGAUGCGUCUAAUAAAGUUGAUUCCGUAGCUAAACACUACUUAUCGAACCCUGAUUCUGUGCUAGCUAUGCUGCAAUGGGUGGAAAGACAUUUUGGCAAGCGAAUGCUGCAAGAAGACAGUGAUAGAAACUUAAGUAAUAAUUAAUAAUUAUCAUUGGGCAAAACGAAAAUGGACUUUGGAAUACCUAAAAAUCAGUUUCGACAAAAUCUAUACUUAAAUAUUACACUAAUAAAUUAUAAUAUUACGCUAUCAUUCUAUAGUUAUCUUAAAUACCUAUAAAUGCAUAAUAUAAUGACACUAAAAGUUUUAUAAACGUACCUACAUUACCAGUUUGUAGAAAAUGUGUAGAUUGUAGACUUGUCUAGAAAUGGUCGUCUAAAAUUAUUUUAGGCGCACCUGAAACUAUUUUAGGUCCAUUUGCGUUUCACCUAAUAGUUUCUACAAAAUGUAUUAUUGUAAAUACUAUCUGUCCAUAAGAGUACCUAAAUAUUUGGAAAUGUUUAAAAUAUUUUUUAAAAAAUAA